Messenger RNA from Annulohypoxylon truncatum, 1638 nucleotides. RefSeq lists its product as uncharacterized. NCBI's taxonomy places the organism in Eukaryota, Fungi, Ascomycota, Sordariomycetes, Xylariales, Hypoxylaceae. The coding region runs from base 1 to 1638 and encodes 545 amino acids. The transcript is spliced from 2 exons. The record is from RefSeq and is a predicted model, not a curated record.
AUGGAACCUGGGCUGUCGCUCCUAUUGCUAUGGUCGCUCUGGUCAACGACAAGCUUAGGACUCGGUAAUUUCGCGUCCAAUGGAGAUACUCUGGAAAGUAGGGAGAAAAGUGAUGGAGAAAAUAACCCGGUGGCGGUGAGAUGGGUCGUGGCAGGGAGGAAUGAUGAAGCUCGACUUCCUUCGAUCACGGCGGCACCAGCUCUCCCGACAGUGGCUUCUUCGGCUGGCACUCCUCUUCAAAUUCGCCAGGCUGCUACAGAUACCGACGGCGACAUCGAUGAUGGACCACCACCGCCUCCCCCGCCUCCCCUCAACCCGGCCCAAUCAAAUAGCAUAUCGAACAGCGUCUCAGCCUCCGUGUCGAGCAGCGUAGCAGCCAGCGUAACGGGCGUUUACUCUUCCUCGCUUCAGGCAAUGUCAGCAGCGUCAACCAGCGCAGUCGCAUCUGCACGAAUCGCCGGAAUCGCCGAAGGAAUGUCGUCAGCUAUAGCCGGCAUGAGCGCUUCAACAACAACCGGCAUCACUAGCAGCACUUCCGCGACGUCGGCGACUGGUACGGAUGCGGCCAGCGCUAUCGCAAAUAUCCAGACGAGCGCCAGCAAGGCCGUGGAGGAGGCGCAGGCCAGUGCUAGUAGCAGUGCGCAGAGCGCCGUAGCAGCGGCGCAAGCUAGUGCGAGCGCUGUCACGACCCCCCAAUCCCAGGGCUCAAGCCUGACCCCAGGCCAAAUCGGAGGCAUCGUCAUAUCCAUCGCCUUCAUAUCCUCGCUCCUCUCCGCCCUCGCCACCUUCCUCCUCAUGCGGCGCAAGGCGCGCCAACAAGACGCCCCAAGCAAAUACGAACCCGAAUCACCCUACAUCCCGCGAACCCAGGAACCGGUCCUGCCCCCAGUCCCAGAACCGCGUCCGCACUCCCUCUCCCAAUCCAUCCGGAACCGGCUCUCCUCCUUCCACGCCAUGCUAAGCGGGCCCAUAAUACCGCCCUACCGGCGGAGCCAGUCCCCCAGCAACCUCAACAGCAGCAGCGACGCCUUCGCCGCGGACAUAAAGCGGCGUCCGCCGACGGCCGAGCACCCCGCGAUAUCUCAGAAUGCGCGACCGCUCAGCGACCCGGCCUUCCCCGUCUCGCCCGUCUCCUCCGUCGGCGACCAGUCCCUGAUCCUGCAGGGCAACGAGCCGGAAGCGCGACUACAGCCCUCGCCGCCGAUGCCCGUCGUCGUCGAGGCCCCGCCGUCACCCGUAACGGUGACGGACACGAGCACGAGCGCGGGGCCGUCCGCGCCGUCCGCGCGGGUGUCGCUAGCGCGCGAGCAGAGCAUAAGCGGCGGCCAGCGACCGCACCUCGUGCGCGUGGGCAGCGGGCGCGAGCGCAGCGGCGCCGGAGGCCAUCCGCUGUCCAUGCACCCCGUGUGCGGAGACGAGGGAUACGACGCCGCGCCCGUGUCCGCGACGGGGCAGUGCCAUAUAGUGCUCCCCAUACGUUCUCCGGCGGACGGCGACGAGCACGCGGGAUGGAGGGCUAGUGUCGGGACGGAGCUGAGUACUGCGUCUUCGUUUCACGUCCAAGCACCGAUCCCGAGGCGACUUGUCGAUCCUAUUUCCCUUGAGCGAGGCCCGAAUUAUCUGCCGCAUGCAUAUUGA